AUGUGCGACGAUGAACUCAUCAAGGUCUGCAACGAAAACUCAUUGUUCAAGAACGAAGCGCGAUACCUUGUCCAAGAAAAGACUCCGAGAUAUGGGCUUAGUUGUCCAGACCGCUCAGAGGAUCCUGAUGGCAUCUCUGAGGCUAUCAAGAUUUUCAUGGAAGCUGACUUACCAAACGAGUUGAUCGAGCUUUUGGAAAAGGUCGUUCUCGAGAACUCCGUCUUCUCCGAUCAUCGAAACUUGCAGAACUUGCUCAUCCUCACUGCAGUCAAGGCUGAUACUACCCGCGUCAUGAACUAUAUCUCUCGACUUGACAACUAUGAUGCUCCAGACAUUGCUGAAAUCUGCAUCAACAAUGAGCUCUACGAAGAAGCAUUCGCCAUCUUCAAGAAGUUCGACGCCACGACUUCUGCUAUGGAAGAGUCUAACUGUCGAUUCAGAUCCGAGAAGCUUACCUUGAAACGGAGCUCUGCUAAUCGUUUGCCAAGACGAACAGACUCGCUGAGCUUAAAGAGAUGUACCAGGCUGUCAAGGUCCUCUACGCCAGCAUUUCCAACUUCUACUCUCCUCAAACUUGGCGGGUGUCAGGCUACUGUCGAAGCUACAAAGAAGGCCAAUUCAACCCAAACAUUGAAGGAAGUCUGCUUUUCUUGCGUCGAAAACGAUGAGUUCCGACUUGCUCAACUCUGUGGCCUCAACAUCGUUGUCCAUGCUGACGAACUCGACGAUCUUAUGAGCUAUUAUCAGGAUCGUGGAUUUUUUGAGGAACUCAUCACUAUGCUCGAAGGCGCCCUUGGCCUCGAAAGCGCUCACAUGGGCAUUUUUACAGAGCUCGCUAUUCUUUACUCGAAGUACAAGCCUGAGAUGAUGAAGGAAAACCUCGAGCACUUUUGGUCUCGUGUCAAUCUUCCAAAUGAUAAGUACGAGGAGUACGACGACGCCAUCUUGACAAUGAUGAAGCACCCAACUGUCGCCUGUAAAGAGGGACUCUUCAAGGACAUCAUCAAAAAGGUCGGCAACAUCGAGCUUUACUACAAGGCUCUCGAGUUCUACAUCGACUUCAAAACUCUUCUUAUCAACGACUUGCUCAAUGCUCUUAGCCCACGAAUCGACCACACCCGAACUGUUACCAAUACGUAUUGCUGCUUAUCUUUACAAGAAGAACAACAGAUAGGCAAUCUGUCGAGCUUUGCAAGAAGGACGAUCUUUUCAAAGAGGCAAUGGAGUACGCUGCCGAAAGCCGUGAUACCCAACUUGUGGAAGAACUUGCGAACUGGUCCCUCAAAAAAGAACCUAUUUUUUGCAAUGGACACGCUGUGCAAUUACUCAACAUCUUACAGCAGCUUCUCUUAG
Messenger RNA from Oikopleura dioica, 1353 nucleotides. The record is from the annotation of a GenBank genome assembly. Lineage: Eukaryota; Metazoa; Chordata; Appendicularia; Copelata; Oikopleuridae.